AUGCUGAUAGCCAGCCUGCCCGAGGAGGUGCUCUACGCGCUGCUCGGCUACCCUGGCAGCGUCGUCGUGCUGUGUGCCGACGGUACGUUUGGCCUCGCGGACGACCUCGUCCUUGACCCUUCCGAACGGCGGCUGAUCGAGCGGCUGCUGCAACUCGGCACGUGCUCUGCCGCCCUCGACGGCUUUGUGACGGAGCAGCUGUACGAUUGGCGCGGUGGCGGCGCGCGUGAUCCGCACAUCGCCGCCUUUGCCACGGGCCUCGAGGAGUGCCUCGCGCCGUACCGGUCCUGCAUCCUGGCGCUGGAGCAGCGACUGAUUGCCGAUGGCACGCUGCCGCUGCUCGAGCUGCAGCUGUCCGUCGACCGCUUCUGCCUGGCGCUGCCCCGGCUGCGCUCGCUCGCCGAGAGAGUGCGCGCCGAGGCGAUCGGCGCCGCGCCGCUGCUCGACCUCCUCUCGGACGAGCACGCGGUGGCGGUCGGGCACAGCCGCGAGUGCGUCCGGCUGCUCCUGUGGCACGUGCAGCGCGUCUUCCUCGCGCAGCUGUCGACGUGGCUGCUGCACGGCGAGCUGCUCCCCGCCUCGGCCGCCUCCUUCUUCAUCCAGCCCGUCGAUGCGCCCGUCGAUGCGCCCGCCGCCGCGCCCGCCGCCGCGCCCGCCGCCGCCGCCGCCGCGCCCGCCACCGCCCCCGACGCCGAGGAGCGGCUGUGGCGCAGCUACGAGGUCGUGGUCCCGCUCAAGCCGCUGCUCCUCCCGCUGCGCGUCGCCGAGCAGGCGCUCUUCGUGGGCAAGGCCGCCCGCCUCCUCCGCGCCGCCGCCGCGCCGCCGAGCGGCUCUCGGCGGGGCGGCGGCGGGACGCGCGGCGGCGGGCGCGGCGCAGCGAGCGAGUUGGUCUCGGCGCUCGACGGCUUCGAGUCGGAGCUGGGCGAGCUGCGCUGCUCUCGGCGCGUGGCCUCGGUCGGCGAGGUUGGCGCGGCGGUCGGCCGGAUGGGCGCCAUCGCUACGCGGCUGCUCUGGUCGCACCUCGUCCUCGAGCGGGGCCUGCCGCGGCUGCUCGAGGCGCUCAAGGCGCACUUCCUGCUCGGCCGGGGCGAGGUGUACCACCGCCUCCUCCUCGAGCUCCUCCCGGCGAUGCGCAAGCCGCCCGCGCCCUCGCUCGACCUCGGCCUCGCCCUCAGCCACGCCCUCGCCGCCUCGGGGCCCGAGCGGCCGCACGAGGCGGGGCUGGCGCUCACUCUGCCGCCCGCGGCGGCGGGCGAGUCGGCGUACGCCGCCUGGCGCCGCCUCGGCCUCCGCCUGCCGGUCGAGUGGCCGCUCUCGCUGCUGUGCGGCGGCGAGGCCCUCCGCCGCUACUCGGCCCUCUUCUCGCGGCUGCUGACGGUCAAGCGGGUGCAGAUGGAGCUGCACGCGGCGUGGGCGUCGCAGAUGGGCCGCGGCGAGCGGGGGCGCUCCCCCCCGGAGCAGGCGGCGCUGCGCCCCCUCUGGCGGCUGCGAGCGCACAUGGCCUUUUGGGUCGACUCGCUGCAGUACUACCUGCAGGUCGACGUGCUCGACGUGGGCUGGCAGGCGCUGGCCGCGGCGGCGGCGGAGGAGGAGGACUUCGAGGCGCUCGCGGCGGCGCACGAGGCGACGCUCGCCUCGCUCUCCUCGCAGUGCUUCCUGCAGGCCGGCUCCGUCUCGGCGGCGCUCCACUCCCUCUUCCAGCUCUGUCUCGCGCUCUGCCGGCUGGCCGAGCUCGCCGACACGGGGCUGCGGCAGCCGGCGGAGUGGGCGGCGCAGGUGGACGCAAUCGCGCGCGAGUUUGAGCGGCAGACCUCCUUCCUCCUCGCCCACCUCUCGAGCCUCGCCAGCCCGCAGGCGUCCCCCCACCUCAGUCAGCUGCUGCUCCGGCUCAACUUCAACGGGAUGUUCCGGGCGCGCGCUGCAAGGCCGGGCACUCAAAACACGGCAGACGAGGAGGCGCCGCUGAUGGCGGGCGGCGUGACCCGGCGCGCGCCCCCGCGCGCGUGCGGCUACGGCUACGGCGGCUCGGGCGGCGGCGGCGGCGGCGGCUACCCCGGCGGCAGCUACACCGAGGUCGAGUAUCACCGCGGCCGGAAGCCGUCCAUGUCGGGCAGCCUGAUCGGCUCGGUCGUCGGGCUCUUCCUCCUCGCCGGCGCGACCGCGCUGCUGUGGACGAACGAGGGCUCGGCGGUCGCGGCCCAGUACGGGCUUCUCGAGGCGGAGAGGCACCACGCGGCCGGCACGGGCGGCGUGGCGCACCUGAGCGGGGAGCUUCGCGGCCGCGGCGACGGCAUGCUGCGCGACGACGCCUUCGACGUCCACGCGGCGGCCAUCUGGCUGGAGCGGGUGGCGGAGGUGUACCUCUGGAAGGAGCACGCGCACGAGAGCCGCAGAAAGGUGCCCGACGGGAGGGGCGGCACGAUGACGGAGACGGUAAAGACGUACUCGUACCGGGAGCAGUGGUCGAGCCGCGAGGUGCGCUCGGCCGAGUUCCGAGACCCGCGCGCGCCAGCCAACCCGAGCUUCGACGAGGCGCUGCGUGACGCGGGGCCCGGCUUCUCGAACGAGCGGUGGAGCCAGCCGGUGACGCUGCAUGGGCUGCAGCUCGCGCGCGGGCUGCUGCAGCAAGCCGGCGACGGGGAGAGGCUCGGCCACAGCGUCUACGCGCCGGGCUGCGAGGGCGGCCGGCCGGCGAUCGGGUGCGCUCGCCUCUCGUGGAAGCACGCGCCGCUCGGCGAGGUGAGCGUCCUCGCCCGCCGCGCGAGAGACGGGCUCGAGCCGUGGGUCGCCUCGUCGGGCUUCGAGCUCGCGAUGCUGCGGCGCGGCCAGCACACGCCGGCGGCCAUGUUCGCGGCCGCGGCGGGCGCCAACGCGGCGUGGAAGUGGGGCAUGCGCGCGCUCGGCGGCGUCCUCGUCUGGGCGGGGUGGGGCCUCGUCCUCGGCCCGUUCUCGUACCUCGCCUCGUGGGUGCCUCUCCUCGGCGGGCUGGUGGGGUGCGCGGUCGGGCUGCUCGCGCUCAGCCUGGCCGCCGCGCAGACCCUCGUGGUCGUCGCGCUGGCGUGGCUCUGGUACCGGCCCCUCCUCUCGGCCACCCUCCUCGCCCUGGCGGCCGCCUCGUUGUUCCUCGGCUACGGAAGCCUCCGCAGCCUCCGCCGCGGCGGUGCGCGCGCGGCCAGCGCGCCGAGGCCGGCGGCGUCGGCGGCGUCGGCCGCGGCCGCAGCGGCCACUGCACGGGCGACGGGCGACUCCCCUGCCUCCGUCCAAGUUGGGGAGAGGCUGGCGCAGCUCAAGUCGAUGCUGGACCGGGGCCUGAUCACCCAGGCGGACUACGACGCCAAGAAGGAGGAGCUGCUCAGCAGGAUGUGAUGCCACCGCCGCGCCUGCCGCCUCGCAUGUAGUCCCUCCCCCAAGCUGCGGCAGCGCGCAUGCGCAAUGAGGGAGUGGGGGCCGCUUGGACGCCUCCCGACCUCCGCCAGUCGGCCUAGAGCAGGGAGGGGCUCACUAGAGUCUAGACGCGGUGGUCGUAGCGCUCACGUGGGUGACACAAAACUCUUUCGGGGGGUUAUGGAUUUGGAUUGUGGGUUUUGCUAGGCCUACACUCUAGAUCUCUACACUCUAGGGCGUGUUUUUUGUGUGGGUGUUUUGUGGGGUUUCUACGGCUUACGUACGGGG
Messenger RNA from Emiliania huxleyi CCMP1516, 3672 nucleotides. RefSeq lists its product as hypothetical. Gene Ontology annotation, cellular component: centrosome; spindle pole; equatorial microtubule organizing center. The record is from RefSeq and is a predicted model, not a curated record. The coding region runs from base 1 to 3366 and encodes 1121 amino acids. Gene Ontology annotation, molecular function: gamma-tubulin binding; microtubule minus-end binding. Gene Ontology annotation, biological process: spindle assembly; meiotic cell cycle; microtubule nucleation. NCBI's taxonomy places the organism in Eukaryota, Haptophyta, Isochrysidales, Noelaerhabdaceae. The transcript has 2 exons.